AUGACCCUCUACGCGAUCAUCAUGGAAGUCAUUGAUGCCCUCUCCGCCUUUGUCAACCGCAUCGGGUUCUUUGAGCUUGUGGCGCGACGUCCUCACCUUUUCAAGAGCCCGUCUUCGCUGACGACGAUCCCUCCGCUACAGAUCCUGCAUCCCGAGAUUCUGCAAGACGACUAUAUUGCCCUGCAAGAGAGAUUUGAUCAUCAAACAUGGGGUGUGAGCAUGUCGACAGCGGAGCUAGAGAGAUUCAGGUACCUACUACACCUCGAGAAGCUACCACUGCUGGAUGACGUGCGAGCAGAUUACAAGGUCAAAGUGGAUGCGGCGAUUGACUUUAGGCACUCGUUCCAGGAGCUCAGGGACGUCGUCAUGAGUCAAGGCACCGAGAAUGUGUCACGCAGUACGCUCGAGGUCCUGGACCAGCGAAGAGCUCUCUUCUGCCCAGAAGAUGCAGCAUUUCGAGAGAUUUUGAACAAGGCGAUCUGCAGUCAUCUUGCCACCAAUACAAAAACAAUUGAUAUUCACUCUAGGGCUAGGGGAGGUAGUGUCAAUACCUUGGGGCCCUUGGAUGCCGCUGCUCUCGUCCAUCAUGGCGUAAAGCGUCGGAAGAGCUUCAGCGACUCGCUCAACCAGAGCAGUCGACCAGUUUCUCAGGCCGCGUAA
Emericellopsis atlantica is the source of this 660-nucleotide messenger RNA. RefSeq lists its product as uncharacterized. Bases 1 to 660 code for a protein of 219 amino acids. The transcript has a single exon. NCBI's taxonomy places the organism in Eukaryota, Fungi, Ascomycota, Sordariomycetes, Hypocreales, Bionectriaceae. The record is from RefSeq and is a predicted model, not a curated record.